AAAAGGUGAAUGAUAUUUAAACAGCUUAUUAAAUCAAAUAUGUACGUGCUGUGCGUCUCUCGAACCAACAACUUGGUGAAACUGUGUUAAAUCAUAGAACAAACAAUAAGGUAUUAAAGAAAAAAUAUUGAAUUUUAUUCGAAUAAUCGUAUAAAGAAAACACUAUGGAUGUCAUUUUGAAAGCAAAUCAAAUGGAUACACCUGAAGAACAACGGUCUCCCAAAGGUUCUGAAAAAUCAAAAAUGCUAGAUAUAACUAGAGAUCGGCCAGUAAAAGUUGCAGUAAAGGUAGCUGUACCCGUCCGAGACCAUCCAAAGUUUAAUUUUGUGGGCAAAUUAUUGGGUCCGAAAGGCAACUCUAUGAAACGUUUGCAAGAAGAAACAAUGUGUAAAAUGGCUGUUCUUGGACGCGGCUCCAUGAGGGACCGAAAAAAGGAAGAAGAGCUGCGAGCAAGUGGUGACAGCCGCUAUGCCCAUCUAUUUGAUGAUUUGCAUGUAGAAAUUUCUACGUUUGCGGCACCCGCAGAGGCCCAUGCCCGCAUUGCGUACGCUCUAGCAGAAGUAAGACGAUUUCUAGUACCGGACUACCAUGAUGACAUACGGCACGAACAAAUGUGGGAAAUGCAGGCGUUGACUUCUUCCACUACUCUGCAAAAUUCUGGCAGUGAUCAGGCAAGUCCCUCUCGCAUUAUUGAGGGUGGUAUUACCGACAUGGAUACUUCAAAUGAUGAAAAAUCUGACAACGAAUUAUCUGUCAUGGACUGCAUGGCACCCGGGAAAAUGGAAAAAACACAUAAUUCUUCAAAUCCAAGUGCAGUAACACCAAAUCCUACAGAUUCUCUUAAGAUACCACCAACAAGUGCAGCCUCAUUACAUCCUUGUGCAAUGGCUGUUACACUGCAGCACCAAUUUUCAGCGGCUGGUAUUGGAGGCUUACUAAAACCAUCAACGGCGGUAGCUGCUGUUACAGGUCUAACACCAGCCCAACCAAACACUACCUUGACUUUGCCAAAUGAAACAGAAGCUAGCACUACAUCAGCUUUAACUCUUCUAGAUUCUGCGGGUACAAUACUCCAUCCCGCUCUUAGAAAUAUUAAGACAAUUAAUAUCGCUGGAAAUUUGACACGUAAACGUCCCUUAUUGGGUGUGCCACGAUCCAGUAUGAAUCCGACCAAGCGCACGGUAAUGACACUAUUAGCUAGAGCUAAAAACUCACAAGCAUUGCAUACGGUACGUAAUCCAGUAGGAACGGCGCAACCAACUCAUUUUACCGACCCACUCCAGAUGUUGGCCUCGCCUUUUAUAAUACCCCAUCACCAUCAUCAUCAACCCAUGGAUCAGACAAUGUUGGCGUUGUCCAAAGAGAGCCUGGCCCAAGGUGUCUAAGAGCAAUAAUCUUCAAAUACAAUUAGUUUGUUUUUGUUUUAUUA
Messenger RNA from Calliphora vicina (urban bluebottle blowfly), 1429 nucleotides. Its product is annotated as KH domain-containing, RNA-binding, signal transduction-associated protein 2. The transcript is spliced from 7 exons. Gene Ontology annotation, biological process: regulation of alternative mRNA splicing, via spliceosome. Gene Ontology annotation, molecular function: mRNA binding. NCBI's taxonomy places the organism in Eukaryota, Metazoa, Arthropoda, Insecta, Diptera, Calliphoridae. The coding region runs from base 165 to 1385 and encodes 406 amino acids. The record is from RefSeq and is a predicted model, not a curated record. Gene Ontology annotation, cellular component: nucleus.